Messenger RNA from Lodderomyces orthopsilosis Co 90-125, 978 nucleotides. Its product is annotated as protein-lysine N-methyltransferase. The record is from RefSeq and is a predicted model, not a curated record. Bases 1 to 978 code for a protein of 325 amino acids. Lineage: Eukaryota; Fungi; Ascomycota; Pichiomycetes; Serinales; Debaryomycetaceae. The transcript has a single exon.
AUGGAAAAGCUACAAGCAUCAAUCGAGCAACGAGUACCUGUCAAAAACGUUCAUAUACCGGAUGAACUAACCAAUUAUACCUCACAAUUAGGAUUUGUUGAAUUUAUCAAACCACAGGUUGACAAUAACCCAUUUUAUUUCAAGAACCUACUAUCACAUUACAUAGGUAGAAUUGAGGUGUUGAAUGAGGAAACGUCUGACGAAAUUUACGAGCUAUACGUCGAUGAAAAGAUUCUCAAUGCAAAAGAAUUGCCACCAGACGUACCCGAUAUAAUCAAAUACCAUAUUGGUGGAUUCAAUACCGAUUCUUUUGGCGCCAACGACGUGGUAGUAAUGAAGGAAAUGCCAAGGUUGAUAUCUGGGAACAACACAACCGGAUUACGCACAUGGGAGGCAGCUUUGUUCCUAUCGAAUAUUCUCAAUGACAUGGAAGCUUGCUCAAAACUCUUGCCCUUUGAUUUGAAAGAUAAAACAGUGGCUGAAUUAGGAUGUGGCACGGGACUAUUGGGAUUAUCAUUAGCCAAAAGAUAUCAUACGAAUUCGCCUUUAAAGAAAAUUUUGAUGACUGAUGGUUCAGCCACAGUAUUUGAUAAUAUACAUGAAACGUUGAAGAGAAAUAAUUUACAGGAUUCAAAUGUGCUUCAAUUUCAACAAUUUAUGUGGGGUGAACCGUUGACUGUUGAGGACAAUGUAGAUGUUGUUAUUGCAGCUGAUGUAACUUACGACCUGAGUAUACUUGAACCGCUUUGCCGUUCAAUAAAUGACUUCUUCCAGCUAAAAGGAUUGCAAUUCACAGUAAUCGCGGCUACAGUGAGAAAUAUAGAAACUAUUGAAUCUUGGGAAAGAGAGCUAGACAAGUGGUUCCCUAACAGAUGGAAAAUUGCAAUACUGGAAAAGAGUGCAGGGACAAUUUCAGCCAAUUGCUAUUUCGAUGCAAAUACUCUUGAGAUACGUGUAUAUACUAUAAAACGGGACUAA